Tinamus guttatus (white-throated tinamou) is the source of this 2103-nucleotide messenger RNA. Lineage: Eukaryota; Metazoa; Chordata; Aves; Tinamiformes; Tinamidae. The record is from RefSeq and is a predicted model, not a curated record.
AUGAACUGUCCCCGAGGACGAAGUGGACAUGGAGGCUCCAUCCUUGCACUAGGAGUGUCCAGGGGACGCCUGGGCCCCGUUGGCAGCAUGCGGGCCUGGAAGGCGGUGGCCGGCACGCUGGUGCUGAGCGGUGCCGCCGUGGCGGUGACGACGCUGCUCUACGCGCACGGCCGCGGCGGCCGGGCCCUGCUCGAGGACCUGCGGCACUUCCACAUCUUCAACUCGCUGCUCGACAAGCGCGAGGAGGCCGCGGGACCCACCAUCCACAAGCUGCUCGCUUACACCAAGCCCGACGCCUUCUUCCUGGGGGUGGCCUCCUUCUUCCUCCUCGUGGCCGCCCUGGGAGAGACCUUCCUGCCCUACUACACCGGGGUGGCCAUCGACGGCAUCGUGGUGCAGAAGAGCAUGGACCGCUUCUCCACCGCCGUGCUCGUCAUGUCGCUGCUGGCCAUCGGCAGCUCGUUUGCCGCAGGUAUCCGGGGCGGCGUUUUUACGCUCAUAUUUGCCAGGCUGAACCUCCGCCUUCGCAACUGCCUCUUCAGAUCAUUGGUGGCCCAGGAGAUGAGCUUCUUCGAUGAGAACCGCACAGGGGACGUCAUCUCCCGCCUGACGUCGGACACCACCAUCGUGAGCGACCUGGUGUCCCAGAACAUCAACAUCUUCCUGCGCAACGUGGUGAAGGCCACGGGCGUGAUCUUCUUCAUGUUCAGCCUCUCCUGGAAGCUCUCGCUCGUCACCUUCAUGGGCUUCCCCAUUAUCAUGCUGGUGUCCGAGGUCUAUGGCAAGUACUACCAGAAGCUUUCCAAGGAGGUGCAGAGCGCCCUGGCCAAGGCCAACAACACGGCCGAGGAGACCAUCUCGGCCAUGAAAACUGUGCGCAGCUUCGCCAACGAGGAGGCCGAGGCCAACGUGUACUGGCAGAAGCUGCAGCAAGUCUACAAGCUCAACAAGAAGGAGGCCCUGGCCUACACCUACUACGUGUGGUCCAGUGGGCUGACGCUCCUGGUGGUCCAAGUGAGCAUCCUCUACUACGGGGGACACCUGGUGAUCUCAGGGCAAAUGACGAGUGGAAACCUGAUAUCCUUCAUCAUUUAUGAGUUUGUCUUAGGAGACUGCAUGGAGUCCGUCGGCUCCGUCUACAGCGGGCUGAUGCAGGGGGUGGGAGCUGCUGAGAAGGUGUUUGAGUUCAUCGAUCGCCAGCCAACAAUGGUCAACGAUGGCUCCCUGGCCCCUGACCAUGUGGACGGGCAGGUGGAGUUCAGAAACGUCACCUUCUCCUACCGCACUCGCUCCUCAACCCAGGUGCUCCAGAACGUGUCCUUCACCCUGCGCCCUGGCCAAGUGACGGCGCUGGUGGGCCCUUCGGGGAGCGGGAAGAGCUCCUGCGUCAACAUCCUGGAGAACUUCUACCCGCUGCAGGACGGGCAGGUGCUGCUGGACGGCCACCCCAUUGCCACCUACGACCACAAGUACCUGCACUCCGUGAUCUCCCUGGUGAGCCAGGAGCCAGUGCUGUUUGCCCGCUCCAUCGCCGACAACAUCUCCUACGGCUUGACAUCCGCCUCCUUCGAGUCGGUGGUGCAGGCUGCCCAGAAGGCCAACGCUCACUCCUUCAUCACCGAGCUGCAGGACGGCUACCACACAGAGGCAGGUGAAAAAGGAGCACAGCUCUCUGGCGGGCAGAAGCAGAGAGUGGCCAUUGCCAGGGCCCUGAUCCGGAACCCCCCCAUCCUCAUCCUGGACGAAGCCACGAGCGCGCUGGAUGCCGACAGCGAGCACGCGAUCCAGCAGGCGAUUUACGGCGACUUGCAGAACCACACGGUGCUGGUCAUAGCUCACAGACUGAGCACCGUGGAGAGGGCCCACAACAUCGUGGUGCUGGACAAGGGCCGCGUGGUGCAGCAGGGCUCACACAAGGAGCUCAUGGAAGAGGGCGGCCUUUACUGCAAGCUGGUGCAGAGACAGAUCCUGGGCCUCGAGGCAGGCGGCCACCAGCCCGCGGCCCGGGCCGAUGCGAGGAAGGCGCCCGGCAGGCUGGAGGAAGAGUUCAGGAUAGACCGUGCACUGGCCUCAGACGAUUACAACGCCUCGGCCCCCAAGUGA